CGCUAGCAACUGCAACUGGAACUGCAACUGCCAGCCCAACCGCAACCGCAACCGCCGCUGCGCCCUAACUUCACAACAGCAACAACGUUAACGGAGAGCCACAUUCAAUACAUGGAACAUGGGCGACAUCUCCCAGGCGGACGUCGACACCGUCGCAGCCAUUGACCUAAGUAUCUUGAAAAGCAGUUCCACCAAUGGCCGUAUUGAAGCCCUUCGAAAACUGCUCCAUGCAAUUCAAUCCUCCAGUAAUGAGGCUGAUCCCAAGCCUUUGCUGACGCCCCUUCCUGCAAUCCUUGCGACAUAUCCACGCUAUGCUGACAGAAAAUCCCGUCGUGCUGUCCAGGCUUGCCUCGCCGCCUAUCUAACUUCCCCUACCCUUUGCGAAACAACAUUGCCUGCUGUAACCAAGUACAUUCUACAAGAAAGUCAAAAGGCUGUCAUUGCUCCUGGAAAUGCCUUUGUCCUGCUCGAAUGGGCUUGCCUCGCCCAACAACAGUCUCCUCGAUGUCCAAAGUCAUUCGAUUCGACCUUUGGAAAGAUUUGCCUGGCUGCAGCCUCUCUUGUGGAUAAGUGCGCCGCCUCCGGAGUUCGUGGAGGCUUGCAGCAUUCUGCCCUCACAAUUGCCAGAAGAGGCUUACGUGAUGUCUUCAAGAAUCAAGCCUUCGGCGACAAAGCCUUGAACCUUGCAGUCAGCGAUAUUUGUACCCGCCCAGAUGCAAAUUCGAGGUUUGCCCCUUAUCUUGGAGUCAUAUCAGGUGUCAGUGCUCGAAUUCCAGACCGAAAAAUGCAAUUCGAGACCUUGAAGAGUCAGAUUCUGGACUUCUAUGUGAAGCACGUGAUCGGGUCCAAGUUCCCUGUCCCUGUUCAUGAAGCACGCGGUCUGCAAGAUUUCUUUGCAUUUGUGUCCUCUGCACAAUUCGAGACCGUCAUUGCUCCUGCAGUCGAAAAGGCCAUUCUCAGAUCCCCAGAGGCCGUUCUUCAAGGUCCAAUCGUUGAGCUCGCUUUGGCCGCUCCUCCAGACAUCGACCUUUCUGCAACGCUUCUAUCGCCGUUGUUGAAACCACUUAUUUCUUCUCUGAACUCUGCCAAUCCCACAGUCCGAGAAGGUGCUGGCAAGUCCCUCGUAGCUCUCGCUAAAAGGGGUGGAGAUCAAAUUGUACUCGAGAAACUUGCAGGGGAAUUUACAUCCGCUCUCAAAUCUUCAAAGACUCCAGCCUUUGAACUGCGUGGUGUAGUUGCAGAUGCUUUGCGGGUGAUGCAACCACAAAAAACCACCUCUUCAAUCAUUGUCACAGCACUCGUUUCAGUGGCAAGCAAGGAGGCCAAUGAAGGUGCUCUUAGGCGAGAGCUCUCUGCCUUGUCGGAGCAUCUGACGCUGAUUGUUUCUGGGUUUGCCGUGGACAAGAGUGUUUCGGACCUCAUUAUGAAAGGAUGCGGUGACAAGCGCCCAAUCUUUCGGAAACUAUGGAUUCUUUCGGUGGCUGGCAUUCUGAAACAUCUCAAUCAGGCACCAGUUGAAGACUCUUCCACUGAUUUUGUCAAGUCUGCUCUCAAGGUAUUGAGGGACGCAUAUGAUGAGAUAGCGCCAAAUCCCCUACCAGCGUCUCAGAAUGGCAACGUCGCAGCAGCCUUUGGCUUGCCUGCUCUAUUGUAUACGUCAGUUCUAAGAUCGCCUACAACUGAAUCCAAGGUGUAUGACCAAAUUCGGCAACAAGUCUUGGUGGACGACCUGGAACAUUCAUUCUUGCUGAACCCCAAGGUCUAUGCCCGCCUCUCCUCAGCCGAUGAUUUCUGGUGGGCGUUGCAGGCUUUGGCAUCAUUUGCUCCUUCGUUAGGGAAAGCCCCGGCCGGCGCCAGGAUUGCUUGGUCGAAAGCCAUUCUCCACUUGAUGUUGACGCCCGAGGUCGACCCAAAAGUCCGACAGGAGACCGGCCUUGUCUUAUCGCAGAUAUACAAUGACCACCCCGCCUCUAUCGGUCAAAGUAUCAUCCUAGGAAUAUGGGAUUUGGUACGAUCUCGAUCUGAGGACGUCAGCGGAGGCAACAAGCUACCAUGGGACCAUCGACUGCUCUACCCCAUAAAAUGUAUUACGCCGACAAAAGUGAGUUCUGCCAACCCUUCAAACCAGGAGUUUGUCGCAAUAUUGGAAAAGCAGUCAAUCUCCAUGGCUGUUCUCCUCCGCCCGGAACUCAUAGCCGAUGCAGACUGGAUCGCCAAUUGCCUAAAUAUGGGCAUCGAUCCUGGCAAAUUAACUGAGAACCGGCAUGAUGAUCUUUUGAUAGAGCUCAUGUCACAGUUCAGAGAGCCAAAACUUGCACGAUUGAACACGAUCGAGGUGGCCACCUGCAACGCCGCUGCCACACUUUCCUUUGUAGCACCAGACACAUUCACGCCUCUACUUGUGGCUCAGAUUCGCAACGACCUACGGCCCGAACAGCUCGAUGGCAUCGGCCCGACUGAGGCGCUGAUAGCACGAGCGCCAGAAGGGGAGGUUUUUGUUGAUGUGCUUGCCGGGCAGACCACCGGAGAGCUCCAGAACAAGAAUCAAAAGGACUACGAGGUCCUCAAGUGGGAAGAGGAGGUCCGGUCGCAGCUGCAGAAGAAAAAGGGCGCAGGCCAGAAAAAGCUGACACCGGAUCAGCAGGCCAAAGUGAAAGCACAGCUGGAACACGAAACCUCCAUCCGGGCCAACGUCAGAUCUGUGUCUUUGGCCGUCAGACGAGGUGCAAAGUUCAUUGAAGGCCUAGCCAAAGGUCCUCCCACGGACGCCGGAACAUGGAUGUCACCCACUGUCAUGUCCCUGAUCGCUGCGCUAGAUCACGGCGCAGCCCUUGUUGUCGAUGAUGAGCUAGUUUCUGCAUUUAUUGCUUGUGCUGAUCGGAUUUCCGAACGCCUGGGGACUUUACGGCCGUUUAUUGGCAUCGCUAUUCUCAGGUCUCAGCGCAAUGCGAAUGUUCCCGAGCAUCUCACGUCUGAGCCACUUGCGGAACUCGGCACCAGACUCCUCUACCGACUGAGGUUCGGCGCGGAACAGAGGCCAUUCGAUACUGCAACAACAGCUUAUGUACUUCCUCUGAUUUUCUCUGUACUGGAGAACGGCAGAAUUGGUGAUGUCUCAGGUGACGAUGCAGAUGCCCAAGUUUUGCUGGCGCUCGAGUUUCUCUCUUAUCAGACCAGCUCUGGAGCCGACCAAAAUCUUCCGAGGGCUGAUAUCUUGCGCCACUUGAUCGACGCUAUGCAGAAGUACAACCAGCAUUACAGGGUGAUCAAGGACUGUCUAUUCGAAUUCUGCCGUUCGAUCUCGGUGAAUCUAAGCUCCACCGAGCGAGAAAUUCUCCUUUCUGCAACCACUGUGUCUGAGAGCUCCGUGCGUUUCGCUGUACUCCAGGCAAUACAGUCAGAGAUUGAAUUAACGGAUAUUGAGUUUUCGGUCAACAUCUGGAUCGCGUGUCAAGAUGUGGAGGAUGAAAACUCCGAGAUGGCCCUAGCCAUAUGGGAAGAGAAUGGCUUUGUCGUUACAGCGGAUCUGAUUGACCGCAUUCCAGACUUUCUUUCAUCCCCUGCCCGGUCGACACGGUCUGCUGCCUCAAAAGCUCUUUCCCAGGCGCUACAACACAUCAAAACAAAGACGAAUGAAAUGCUGUCAAGACUCGAGGAUCUGUACAGGACCGAAGCGCAACCGCUUGUCCCGAAGCGAAAUAGGUUUGGCAUCGUACAGAAAGGAGAACUUAUCGACCGAUGGGAGACGCGGAGUGGGAUCGCUCUCGCAUUUAAGGAGAUGUCUUCGGUGUUGGCCAUUGAUGCACUCGUUCCUUUCAUGUCGUUCUUGGUCUCUGAUGGGCCACUUUCAGAUCGUCAUCCAAUAGUUCGGGAAGAGAUGGUGGCUGCUGGUACUACCAUGGUUGCCAGCAGGGGCCAAAGCAAGCUAGAGCCUCUCAUGAGUCUCUUCGAGAAGACUCUUCAAGAGCCUGAUAAAGGAACACAAUAUUCGGACUGGGUUAAUGAGGCUGUUAUCGUCCUCUACGGUUCAAUUGCUCGACAUCUGCCCGAUGGCGAUAGACGCACGGAAAAUGUCAUAACAAAACUCCUGGACACCCUAAGCACCCCCUCUGAAUCUGUCCAGUACGCCGUCGCUAAUUGCCUACCACCCCUGGUCCGGCCACAAAGCGUCGAUGCUAGCCCAUAUGUCACUGAGCUUCUGGGACGUCUCUUAGACUCUAAAAAGUACGCAGUACGCCGAGGAGCUGCCUAUGGUCUUGCGGGAAUCGUCAAGGGCAAAGGCGUUGUAGCAUUGCGCCAGCAUCGCAUCAUGUCCGCUCUCAAGAUCGCUACCGAGAACAAAAAGAUUUCGGAGUAUCGUCAGGGUGCCUUGAUGGCAUACGAACUCCUUUCGCUGUUGCUCGGUCGGAUCUUUGAACCCUAUGUGGUUGAGGUGCUCCCACAGUUAUUGGCAUUAUUCGGCGACCCUGUUGCAGCGGUGCGCGAAGCCUGCCUGGAUACCGCGAAGACCUGCUUUGCUAGCCUGAGCUCCUUUGGUGUGAAUCGCGUGUUGCCUCAACUUCUGGAAGGACUGGGAGAGACGCAAUGGCGCAGCAAGAAGGGCGCGUGUGAUCUCCUUGGAGCAAUGGCAUACCUCGAUCCACAACAGCUCGCAACGAGUCUUCCCGACAUCAUACCACCUCUAACAGCGGUGCUCACCGACACUCACAAAGAAGUUCGAGCUGCAGCUAAUAACAGUUUGAAGAGGUUCGGAGAAGUUAUCACGAAUCCCGAAGUCAAGAGCCUUGUGGAUGUCCUGCUGAAAGCCCUCAGUGACCCCACCAAGUAUACCGAAUUUGCUCUGGAUGGGCUCAUCAAGGUUCAAUUCACACACUAUCUCGAUGCUCCUUCGCUGGCAUUGGUGGUCAGAAUAUUGGAACGCGGGUUGAAUGAUCGCUCAGCAACAAAACGCAAGGCAGCGCAAAUCAUUGGCAGUCUAGCCCAUUUGACAGAGAAGCGGGACAUUGUAACACACCUACCGAUCUUGGUAAACGGCCUCCGUCUUGCGUCAAUUGAUCCAGUCCCUGCCACCCGUGCCACAGGAUCUAAGGCUUUGGGAAGUCUGGUUGAGAAGCUUGGAGAGGACGCAUUCCCUGAUCUCAUCCCGAGUCUCAUGUCUUCACUACGUACAGACGCCGGUGCUGGCGACCGCCUUGGUUCAGCCCAAGCUCUCAGCGAGGUCCUUGCUGGUCUCGGCACAGCUCGCUUGGAGGAAACCCUGCCAACCAUCCUUCAAAAUGUUUCAAGCACUCGGGCGACCGUCAGAGAAGGAUUCAUGACUCUUUUCAUCUUCUUACCGGCCUGCUUUGGCAACGCAUUUGCCAGCUAUCUUGCUCAAAUCAUACCUGCAAUCCUCAGUGGCCUUGCGGAUGACGUGGAAGCCAUUCGAGAAACGGCUCUCAGGGCUGGUCGUCUUCUUGUCAAAAACUUUGCUACCAAGGCGAUUGACCUUUUGCUACCAGAGCUGCAGCGAGGCUUAGCUGAUGACAGCUACCGCAUCCGUCUCAGCUCUGUGGAACUGGUUGGGGAUCUGCUCUUCAACCUUACCGGCAUUAGUGCAUCUACAGAGGCUGAAGACGAGGGCGAGAUGGCCACUCAAGCCGGUCAAUCACUUCUUGACGUCCUUGGUGAAGAUCGACGCAAUAGGGUUCUAUCAUCGUUGUACAUCUGCCGUUGCGACACGUCUGGCCUGGUUCGUGCCGCUGCUAUAGCGGUAUGGAAAGCAUUGGUUGCCACUCCACGCACGUUGCGCGAAUUGGUGCCUACCCUUUCUCAAAUGAUCAUCGCUCGACUUGCUUCAUCGAAUAUGGAGCACAAAGUAAUCGCAGCCAACGCGCUUGGAGAUGUGAUACGCAAAGCUGGAGAAGGUGUUUUUGCAUCAUUGCUGCCCACACUUGAGGAGGGUCUUCAGUCAUCUACCGAUCCCGACAGACGACAGGGCAUCUGCAUUGCUCUACGUGAGAUUGUCAGCGCGGCUCAGCCAGAAUCGCUCGAAGAACAUGAAAAGAGGUUGAUCGCCAUAGUGCGACUAGCCUUGACCGACUCUGACGCUGAAGUGCGCGAAGCUGCAGCAGAAUCAUUCGACUCCCUUCAACAAACAUUUGGCAAGCGAGCUGUUGACCAAGUCCUCCCUCACCUACUCAACCUGUUACGAAGUGAGUCGGACGCAGAGAAUGCUCUCUCGGCGCUGCUCACGCUCCUGACGGAGACCACCCGGGCCAAUGUCAUUCUCCCUAAUUUGAUACCCACAUUACUCACGAAUCCUAUUACAGCGUUCAAUGCCAGAGCGCUUGCGUCGCUGGCCAAGGUGGGAAGUUCCAGUAUGACACGGCGUCUGCCUGCUAUCUUAAACAGCCUGGCGGAUAAUAUUGUGGGUUGCAAAGACAUAGACUUGUUAAAAGAUCUCAACGAGGCAUUCGAUGCUGUGCUCAUGUCGGUGGAUGAGUACGACGGUCUAAACACUGCCAUGAGUGUGAUGCUAGCAAUGAUCAAGCAUGACGACCACAGAAGGCGGGCAGUUGCGGCUACUCAUCUCGCUUCUUUCUUUGCGACGCCUGUUGUGGACUAUUCUCGGUACAACCAAGACCUCGUUCGAGUGCUCCUCAUAUCAUUCGGAGAUCGAGACGAAAGCGUCGUCAAGGCAGCAUGGUCUGCGUUGAGUCAAUUACAAUCACAUCUGCGGAAAGAGGAGAUGGAGACGUUGGUCGGCUCGACUCGCCAAGUACUUCAGCAGGCAGGAACUGCAGGAAAUGUCCUCCCUGGAUUUGCAUUACCCAAGGGGAUACUGCCGGUCCUGCAGAUCUUCUUGCAAGGGCUCAUGAACGGCACAACGGAUCAACGAGUCCAAGCAGCGAUGGGAAUCUCAGAUAUUAUUGAUCGAAGUGGCCCGGAUGCGCUGAAGCCGUUUGUAACUCAGAUCACGGGGCCAUUGAUUCGGGUGGUUGGGGAACGGUCGAUGGACGUCAAGUGCGCGAUUCUUUCGACACUCAAUCAGUUGCUUGAGAAGAUUCCGACAUUCCUCCGGCCAUUCCUCCCUCAGUUGCAACGAACCUUUACCAAAUCAAUCGCCGACCCAACAAGCGAUAUACUGCGCGGUCGUGCCACCAAAGCUCUAAGCACACUCAUUACAUUGACACCUAGAGUCGACCCACUCAUUGCAGAGCUGGUAACGGGUGCCAAAACGACGGAUGUGGGGGUCCGCAAUGCAAUGCUCAAAGCCUUACAGGAGGUUGUAAGCAAGGUCGGCGGAAACAUGAGCGACGCGUCACGAGAGUCGAUUCUGGGAUUGAUGGACGUCCAACCCGACUCACAAGACGAGACCAUGGUGGUGACCAACGCUCGCCUACUCGGGGCGAUGAUCAAAGUGCUCCCUGACGACAAGGCAUCGCCACUCAUCCGUGGGCGUGUCUUGGUGCAACCUGCUACGGCUCCCUCGAUCCUCGCUCUCAAUGCGGUGCUCCUCGAAAGUGCAGCAACACUGGUCUCUGGGUACAGAUCGGAGACAGUGAGUGUUUUGGUUUCAAGCACUGGCAGCAAGAACACCUUUGUGCAGCAGAACGCAGUUUUGGCAGUGGGCAAGUAUUUGCUGUCAGAAGGGACAAUCUCGGACAGUGAGACGUGUCAAGCGCUGUUCGAAGCAUUGUCGGAGGUGAUCGCGCCAGGAGGAGACAUUGACUCACGUCGUCUGGCGCUUGUGGUAGUACGUACAGUGGGCAGAUAUCAACCGGAGGAGAUUCGGGAAUUUUUGUCCACACUGGUGCCGCCGACAUUCGCAAGCGUGCGUGAUCCUGUGAUCCCGGUCAAAUUGGCGGCGGAGUCAGCGUUCCUCCAAUUGUUUGGCGUGGUGGACGAGGAGGCGGAGGUGUUUGACCAGUAUAUGGCAGGCCCUGGGAAGGCAUUGGGGAUGGGCCAAGCACGGCCGAUGAGCGAUUAUUUCAAGCGGGUGGCAUUGAGACUGGGUGCUCAGGCGCGGGAGAGGAGGGAGGCUGAGGGCGGUCAGGGCGGACUUGGAUUGAGCUCGGACGAGCAGGAAGAUGAGAGGGAGGUGUGGAGUGUUGGAAAGGUGGAAUUGGGAGAUGUCAAUAUAGACGAGUGAGGAGAAUCACAGGGUGAGAGCGAUGGAAGACGAGCAUGACAAUGUGACCUUUAGGAAGUCGAUAUGAGAUGGGACGAUUCAACAUGCUAGAAAUCCUUCCUUGGAGCGUGCCCUGGGCGUUGUUCUGGUGAACUUGAAGACAUGUAGCUGGUCAGACUGGUCAAUGCGGCCUGGAGGUCGAUGCAGCGAUUCGUUUGACCGAGUUCCACGCGCCCUGAAAGUAUAGUGUAGUCAGCGUAAACAGAGUAUCAUACCUACAUGGUAUGUCUCUCGAAAUGGCAUGAUAGGACUACUGGGCAGGGCGUGAAAGGAAGCGUGGUUCUAGGCUAGGCAAAUGACAUGUUUGUCGAGGGUGAUACAAUCUGGGAGGAAAUUUGGAAUUGAUUUGAG
Molecule: messenger RNA, 8524 nt
Organism: Exophiala mesophila
Lineage: Eukaryota; Fungi; Ascomycota; Eurotiomycetes; Chaetothyriales; Herpotrichiellaceae
Exons: 2
Coding region: 119-8134 (2671 amino acids)
Biological process (GO): regulation of translation; cellular response to amino acid starvation
Cellular component (GO): cytosol
Molecular function (GO): protein kinase regulator activity
Source: RefSeq, a predicted model, not a curated record